AUGGCUGAAGACAGCCAGCAGUCAAGCAAACGAGCUAAUCAUACGUGGACUGCCGAAGAAGAUAAAGUGCUUGUGGAAUGUCUCAUUGACAUAGGGUCGAUUUACAAAGGAGAGAAUGGUUUUAAACCUGGUUUUUCUGGAGCUAUAAAGAAGCUCAUGCAUCAAAGGAUACUUGGUUGUACCCUCAGAGAGGUGGAGAGGCAGAUAUUCGAUGACUGGGUGAAGAGUCACCCCAAUGGUAAGGGUCUGUUUAAUAAACCAUUUCCUCACUACGACCAAUUAGGAGUUGUCUUCGGAAAAGAUGUUGCAUCUGGUCAAGGAGCAGAGGGGCCAACAGAUACAAUUCACGAAAUGCAGCGAGAUGGUGCUAUGAAUGCAGGGAGUGGGAUCGCUUUUAACGAUUACCUUGACAUGACUGGAGACUAUAUCCCCACACCUUGUGGUGAUACUACAAUGCCCGAUAUCCCACAAGAGGAGGUGAUGCCACCAUCUCCUGUAUCAACUGCAACUACAACGAGGGGUAAGAAACGUCAGAGAAGCGAAGACCCAUUACUUGUGGAAGUUGUUGAUGUCAUGAAAGAUCUUAGUCAUAACUACAAGAAGUCAAAUGAUAGUAUUGAUAAGUUGACAUCUUGCUUUCAACAUCAAGCCGAUGGUAGCCAUAGGCGUAUGUCAAUUGUUACUGAACUGGAGAAAUUUGAAGAAUUGACAAUGGGACAACAGGUUCAUCUUGCUGUGCAAUUGGGCAGGGAUAGCAAUCUCACAGAUGUGUUCAUGCAAUGCAGUCACGAAAAACGAGUUGUUUUGGUGGCUGGAUUGUUGGCUAAUUAUCAGUGA
This is a messenger RNA of Gastrolobium bilobum, 837 nucleotides long. RefSeq lists its product as uncharacterized. Lineage: Eukaryota; Viridiplantae; Streptophyta; Magnoliopsida; Fabales; Fabaceae. The record is from RefSeq and is a predicted model, not a curated record. The transcript has 3 exons. The coding region runs from base 1 to 837 and encodes 278 amino acids.